AACGAACAUUUCUGGGAAAUUAGUGUUCUUUCCACUUUCUCUGUCCCUCUUUCCCUAUUAUAUAUUCUACUUUUAGAGAGAGAGAAGCACAAGAAGUUCCAAAAGAAGGAAAUUCUUUUUGGAGAUCGAGAAGCAUCACCUUCCUCACUCCCAAAAAUCCCAUACCCGCCAAUCCAAGAAGAUCAGAAGAAAAACUGGUGUUCAUUCCAGAUUAUUGGCCACAAUUUUUUCUUGAGUUUUCCGCCAGAUCUAAACUGGGAAUUUUCCAUUUUCCAUCAUAGGGUUUCUCCAAGCCACUGCAUUUUUGUCUGCUCUAUAUUUAGCUAAAAACAAUAGUUUAUUACAACUGUUUCUUCGUUUUCGUACGUGCUGGGAAAAUAUUUUGUUCGCUCGCGUGUUUUUAUGUGUCUCUCGCUCUCCGCGCUAAUUUGCAGUUUGAGGAAAUCAAUCAAGUUGGUUUAAUCUUGGUUUGUCGAUUGAUCGAGAAGCACUAGCUGGAUCAUGACUCGGAAGAAGAUAAAGAUAAAGAAGAUCGACAACAUUGCAGCGAGGCAGGUGACAUUCUCUAAGAGGAGAAGAGGGCUUUUCAAGAAAGCUGAAGAGCUUGCCGUCCUUUGCGACGCCGACGUCGCCCUCAUCGUCUUCUCCUCCACCGGCAAACUUUUCGAUUUCGCUAGCUCUAGCAUGAAGCAUAUCCUUCAAAAAUAUGUAUCUCAUUCAAGUAACAUCAAGAAGUACCAACCUCUUGAAUUUCUGCAGCAAGAGAAUAGCCUUCAGGUGAGAUUAAGCAAGGAGAUUUCUGACAAGACUCGUGAGCUUAGGCGGAUGAGAGGUGAAGACCUUGAAGGAUUAAGCUUAGAGGAACUAGAAGAACUGGCACAAAAGCUUCAAGUUGGAUUAAACCGUGUCUCUGAGACCAAGGAUGAACAGAUAAGGAAUGAGAUUGCCACCCUUCAAUACAAGGGUGCUGAGCUCAUGGAAGAAAAUAAUCGGUUGAAACAACGAGUUGCAGAGAUGAACAAUGACAGACGAAACGGACUGAUUAUUGCUGACAUGGAUCGCAUGAUCCUAGAAGAGGGUCAGACAUCUGAGUCCAUCACCAAUAAUAGCACCACCCAGCCGCCGCAUCUACAGGCUGCAGACUGCUCAGAUACAUUGCUGAAACUCGGGCUACCCUAACACUAGCUGAAUAUGAGCAUCAGAAAUAAUGAUAAUGCAUGCCCAGGAAGCUGGAGAGUAUAUGUAUAAGCUAAGGUUGUCUGCUGGUAGUGUUGCUGUAAGUAUGAACCUCUGAUCUGCUUGUAUCUUAUGUUAGGCAAAUAAUUUUAGUUGCUCUAUCUGCACACUUGUUUAACAAGCUAGCAAAUAGAAUGAAAUAGUUUGUGUGUUUUUGGUGUAAUAUAAUACAAUUUGGUGGUAUAUUUCAGCUGAUAGGUGUAAA
This is a messenger RNA of Ipomoea nil (Japanese morning glory), 1441 nucleotides long. RefSeq names its product MADS-box protein JOINTLESS-like. Gene Ontology annotation, biological process: positive regulation of transcription by RNA polymerase II. The coding region runs from base 502 to 1179 and encodes 225 amino acids. Lineage: Eukaryota; Viridiplantae; Streptophyta; Magnoliopsida; Solanales; Convolvulaceae. The transcript has 8 exons. Gene Ontology annotation, cellular component: nucleus. The record is from RefSeq and is a predicted model, not a curated record. Gene Ontology annotation, molecular function: RNA polymerase II cis-regulatory region sequence-specific DNA binding; DNA-binding transcription factor activity, RNA polymerase II-specific; protein dimerization activity.